AUGGCAAGAACCAUGUACGCUUCUUUGUUUGUGAUUCUAGCUGUGAUGGCCAUAGUCAUCACAAGCAAUGUUGAGAAAUGUGAUGCUGCUGCAAGACGUCGUAUAUUACAGUUUCCUACUAUACCGGCCGCUUUGCCGAAGCCAAGUUUUCCACCACUACCAUCCCUUCCAACUAUUCCAACCAUACCUAAAUUAUCGAUUCCUCUGUUGCCGAAUUGGUUUCCGUCUAGCUUUCCGAACAUCCCUUACAUUCCCAGUUUCCUUGCUCCCCCACCUUCUAACUGA
Molecule: messenger RNA, 285 nt
Organism: Erythranthe guttata (spotted monkey flower)
Lineage: Eukaryota; Viridiplantae; Streptophyta; Magnoliopsida; Lamiales; Phrymaceae
Source: RefSeq, a predicted model, not a curated record